UCGGAUACCGUCUGGUCUCAGUUUGUAUUUAGUUCCACCUUGAAUCGGUGCCUCGUCGUCGAUCUCGUGCUCCCGAUGCCCACGAGUGCCGAGCGCCGCUGACUUUUCAUCUUGUUUUAGGAUAGUGCGAUAGUGGAUACCAGAGUAUCAGUGCGUUAAGGGACCAGUUGAUUACGAGCAAGAUGCGCCGAAUACAGUUCGCUGCCGUUUUCGCGCUGCUCUUCGUAACUCGAGGAUGGGCCAGGCCGAACAAGGAAACCGAUGGAGAUUUGUACUCCGACGACGAUCCGGAAUACACGGAUUAUUCGCCGGCCAACGACGAGGUGGAGAAUACGCCUGCUACGGGGGAUCCUCCACAAAUCGCAUCGAAACCUGUAUCUCUUCGGGUUAGGGUUGGAGCCAACGUCACCCUACCCUGCGAAGUGAUAAACUUAACUGAGGACGCCGUGGUCACGUGGAAGAAGGACGACGAGUACCUGUACUACGACACGACCCCGACAACCAAUCGAACGCAAAGGAUCAUUAGGCAACCGGACCACAGUUUGCUGAUCAUCGAUGCCCAACUGAACGACACUUCCGACAAUUAUAUAUGCGAAGUCGUGACGGACCCUAUCGUGAGAGUCAUGCACAGGCUGCGUGUCGAGCCAGAUGAGGUCGAGCCUCUUAUUCAAGUUACACCGGGCAAACGUGUUGAAAUCAUGCAAGGAGAGAGCAUCAAGUUAGGCUGUAAAACGAGAUUGCAGCCGCCAUACGAGAUCCGGUGGUCUCGCAAGGGCAAGAGACUGCCUACGGGAGAAGAGUCGGUGCAGGGCGAUUCCAUCACGAUAUACAAAGCGACCAGACAUCAUUCCGGCUUCUAUCAAUGCCUCGCCGACAACGGCACUCCGAAUCCCCCACAUGCUGCCAUUGAAUUGAUCGUUAAUUAUGCUCCCGAGGUCGAGGUCGAGCGAGAAUCCGUCCACACCGGGACUGGAAUCCGCUCGGAUUUAACGUGCAUUGUGCAUGCCCACCCGGCUGCCAAAGUCAUGUGGCAGAAGAAUCGAAAUGACGUCUUGCCAAAGAAAGGAAAGAUUAUCAUGAAGGAUAGCAAGUCCAAACACACGCUCACCAUAAUGCACACCAGCACGCACGACCUUGGAGAAUACACGUGCUACGCGAAAAAUGGAUUGGGAGAAGCCCGCAAGAAUAUUUCUUUGACCGAUACGCAGGCUGCAGCAGACGCGACGGAUGACAACGAAUCUUUUUUUACAGGUGUACCUACACAAGCCAUGUUGCUCGGCGGUGAGAUGUCGAAGGAUGAUUCGGGAAUGAUACUUAAAUGGCGGCUUGAAAGUUAUUCACCGAUCACCGAAUACAGGUUGGAAUACCGUCGUAAAGGCGAAACGGAUUGGCUUGUUCUGACACCACCAGUCACGGAUGGAAAAGGCAGUGAAUUUACAGUGGAACAUCCCAUCGAAGGGCUUCGGCCUGGAUCCUACGAAGCGAUCUUAAUGGCACGAAACACCUUCGGAUGGUCACCGCGUCCCGUUCCUUACACCUUCACAGGAGAGUACAAGGCAGAGGAUGUAAGAAUUGCAGGGAACUCAAUAACAGGCUCAGCAACGACGACACGGCCUAUCAUGGAUUUUACAGCAUUACUUCUAGUCGCGUCGUUUUACGCCUACACACAUAUUUAAUUUACUCGAUACAUGAAGUUAAUAGGUAAAUUGCUGCAGCCAAAGCAAAUACACCAUUGGAUGUUGUGGUGGAUCUAAUUUGUACGAUGCCUAGGGGAGACGCUCUUAUUGUGGUCUCUCUUUGCUUAAAAGGAAGCCUUAUUGCCACAAAUUGGCAUUUAAACCGUAGUAGUAAAUGACGAAGUUGCGUGCAACAUGUUUCAGCGACAGCAUUGAUCUUCGUGAUUUCGUAACUACGGAACUCGAUUAGCACGGAAAAUUGGUAUUAUUGUUCACGUUGGUUCCGAUCGAGUGAUCAUAUUCUAGCCGAAAAAGAAUAUUGCACGAAAAAUUAGGAUAUGGAAUGUAGUUUAUCUUGCGGAAAUUUUAACGUUCGAAGUGCUAUACGGUGCGGUGACAUUUAUUUUAACGUAAGCUUAGUAUUCGUCGAUUUAUCUCUUUAGUGUCCUUACAGCAUCGGAUGUACAAAUGAAAAUAAACAAAGCACAUCAUUGAGGGGAAAUUACAUAUGCGUGUCCUACGUAAUUUCUCAUGUAGUUAUUACAAAUCAUAGAGAUUGUACGUUAUGUCAGUUCAUCUGGAUUAUGAUUCUGCGCGCUAAUCCUUAAUUUCAGACAUAAUUUUACAAGGUGCUGUAUAAUAAUUACAAUUAGUAACGCAAUCGGCAGUGCGGUACGCGAUUCGCGACUCUCCUAGGUGUGCCAUUAAUUUGCGAUACAGGACAGAGCAUUUUAAUUUGAAACGACGUAAGGAAACCUAUACGUUAAAAUAUAUUUAUACAAUACCUAUAUAACAUAGUAUUCACUGUACAUGUAUAAGUCGAGAGAUACACGAUCACUAUUAUAUUUAUUUUUGUAUGCUUAAGAGAAUCUAAUCGGUGUUCAGUGGCAUCGCUUGAUCGUGCCAUGUGUGCGGACGUAGAUAGAAAAUGAAGCCUAAUUUUAGAGGCACCCGAAAACAUACUUAACAUGCACUUUUAAGGACUCAUGUAAAAUCCCGUAUAGAGAAUACCUUUACAGAACUUUAAUGUUAAAUACUGGAUUGGUCGAGUUAAUCGUUGGAUGCAAACGUAUCAGGAUCAAACGUUCUUACGUGCAAUGAAAUAUACAGAAAUCGAUUCACUCAGCAGUAGAAAUUACAAAAAUAUCUAGGGUAACUUAGGUCGUUGCCACUGUGCAAAUUGCAUAAAAUGUAUCUAUCAAAUAACACCUCUUGACGUCAAAGACCAAUAAACGAUUGAGUAAAGUCCCGUUUGAUUUAUUAAAUACUGUAAAACGCAAAGUGACGUACUUAUACGUUUGCAUUCAAGUGUAUGGGUUUCGAACGGUUACCUAAAAUGUGUAAUACAAUGUGCAGAUACGAAUGGCUGUUAUUAUUAUGUGCGAAUGGAUGUAACACUUCUGCAAAUAGGUUACUAACUUCAACUUCGUUAUGUCGACGUAAGUUAAUGUAAAUCGGACAGGCAUUGUACACAACUGUCUAUGAUAUAUGAUUUCGACGAUUAAGUGCCUGAUUUGCUAUUUUGAUUGUAACACAAUGUACUUUAUUAUAUAUAGAGUUCCAUUUAUUUGUAAAUGGCACAUACAUACAUUGCAUUCGUCUCUUUAAGCGAAUACGUUUUGCGCGUAGUUCAGUAAAUGGAUAAGAUGUACGUUAAGCAAAAGUAUUGUAACGCGUCCUUUUGGAGCAAAAAACAGUGACAGAAAAUAGCCGAAUCUGAAGUAGUCUUUAAAGUGUAACAGAAGAAACAGAUACUGAAAUUAGGAAUUGACAAUCAAGAAAAGCUAGUGUUCUAAUCGUAAAUCAAAUGUCUUCUCUGUUAAGCGCAACGCACUUAUUAAGUAUAAAUGUCUACAAAACGGUUUCACGACCUGCUGAACUUAAUGUACAAAUGCCGUACAGAGAAAGGACCAAUUGGUCAUUAAAAAAUAAAUGCAGCUGUUACGUAAAAAA
Molecule: messenger RNA, 3629 nt
Organism: Orussus abietinus
Lineage: Eukaryota; Metazoa; Arthropoda; Insecta; Hymenoptera; Orussidae
Product: lachesin
Exons: 10
Coding region: 183-1676 (497 amino acids)
Molecular function (GO): protein binding
Source: RefSeq, a predicted model, not a curated record